Rhopilema esculentum is the source of this 1863-nucleotide messenger RNA. Its product is annotated as eukaryotic translation initiation factor 4E-binding protein 1. Gene Ontology annotation, molecular function: eukaryotic initiation factor 4E binding. The record is from RefSeq and is a predicted model, not a curated record. Gene Ontology annotation, cellular component: cytoplasm. Gene Ontology annotation, biological process: negative regulation of translational initiation. Lineage: Eukaryota; Metazoa; Cnidaria; Scyphozoa; Rhizostomeae; Rhizostomatidae.
AAUGUUUUCGUCGCUUUCUUGCUGGUGAAGGACCAAGAUAACGUGGAAGGGAAAGCAUAGUUGUAGAAAUCUGCCAUUUUAUGCACAGACAGAACACUUUAACGUCCUUUAAUUUUCUCGCAUAUCGUUCUCUUUCGGUAUUCUGUCAUUUGCAACCACGAUGAACAGCCUGGACAACGGUAAUGACCAGAGAGAGCCGAUCUCGCGAGGCAUACCGAUGAGGAGAGUCAUUGUACAAGACCCUUCUCAUAUGCCAUCACAUUACUCCGAAACUCCCGGAGGAACUUUAUUUUCAACUACACCGGGAGGAACACGAAUUAUCUAUGAAAGGAAGUUUCUGCUUGAUUUGAAAAAUUCACCUCUUUCAAAAACUCCAACUAAGUUACCUGUUAUACCUGGUGUGACAUUGGAUGACAGUGGAAAAAUAAUCGAGGAAGACGAAGAAGCAAAUGAAAAUGAGAAAAACAAAGUCAAUAAACAAAUGCCAGUUCCAAUGGAAGAGCAAAAUGGAGCUGACCAAAAGAAGGGGCAUGAUGAUAUACAGUUUGACAUGGAUAUAUGAGUAAAUCUCAGAAGAGCAACACAAAAACCAAUAAAAAGCUGUCAUGAAGUUGAACUGAAUUACUUAAAAGAGUAUGCCACCCAUUAGUUAUUGUCACCUAUCUAUCUGUAUGUGUUUUGGUUUGGUAAAAACAUGUUAGGGGGGAGGGGGAGGAUUUGUUCACUUUGAGCUGGGAAAUAAGCAAUGUAGCUUAGACUACUGUUUCAAGACAAUCCUUACUUUAUGCUCUGAAAUACAGCUUAGACUUUGGUGAGACUUUUGCCAAAAAUACAAACAUUGUUUUUUAUCAUGACAGUUUCAUUGAUACUUGGCUACCAUCCUUUAGUUCCAAGCAAUUUUUCAAAGUUCCAAGGAAGCAAUUUUAGUUCCAAGCAAAGAAAAAACCUACCUAUUCAACAAUAUCAAGAAAAUUUGCUCCCAGCUUCUGAAACCUCUUGAAAUAUAAGGCAAAUUAAAAAAGCUUAAGUUUUGAAAAGUUUGUGUGAAAAUGGUUUAAUCAAAAGUAAAUUCAAGCUUUGAUUGUAGGUUUUCAAUCCUGUUUCAAUUCUUAAUAAAUAAAGCUAGUGUAAAUUGAAUUUAGUGGAUAUUUUAUGUACAUACAUUUAGCAAAUGUUGGGCCACUAUAACCUGUUAAAUGAAAUCACUGAAAUUGCAACCAGAAGCCAUUCUAGUUGCUGCAUAUGGCAUUGGGACAAUCAGUUUCACUGUGAAAGUUUUAUGCUAUCCUGUCACAAGCUUGAAUGGAAAAGUUUAGUAAUAGCAAAAAUUUCAAGCUAUAUGUUACAUAUCUCACCUUUUUUAACUUGACAAAUCAUUUCAGAUGAGUAAGAUUGCAUGGCAAUUAAAGCAGAAAACCCUGUGAAAUCAGGUAUUUCAUCAGAACUGUAUGACAGGUAAUCUAUACAUGUUUAAGCUCUUUAAAGGUGGUCAGUAAAUGUCUGGGAAAUUUUGAUACAAUGCUUAACAGUGUUUGAGGGUGAUUCAAUGCACCAAUUAAUGCUCUUUUGGUUUAUCUGUAAGGGAAAAAGCAAAAGUCAGCCAAAGUUUCUGAACUAUUUCAUGUGACCAAUAGGUUCCAAAUUUAUAAUUUGUAAUUUUAUCACCCUAAACGUGAUAUUUUUCAGGUUAACUUCUGUAGAAGUUCUUCAAACAAUCGAAACCUCUUUUUGUAUUGCAUAUGAUCUCUGAGGAUUAGUUUGCUUGUGAUUGAAGACUAUAUUGCAAGUCAUCUUUUAAAUGUAAAAUACAAAUCCAUUUAUAUUAUGGUUCUUUUCUUUCUCCUAUAAAAAGCUUUCACUUAA